Molecule: messenger RNA, 1584 nt
Organism: Pisolithus orientalis
Lineage: Eukaryota; Fungi; Basidiomycota; Agaricomycetes; Boletales; Pisolithaceae
Product: aspartic proteinase
Exons: 9
Coding region: 289-1527 (412 amino acids)
Biological process (GO): proteolysis
Molecular function (GO): aspartic-type endopeptidase activity
Source: RefSeq, a predicted model, not a curated record
AGUUAAAGGCCCUCGAAGACUUCGAGUACAACAUAAAAUUUUCCGGAGUUCUAGGAAGCAAGACGUGCACCGCAUUUAUCCGGAUUCCUAGAAGGGCUGGUUGCGAGACUACCGAGAAGGGAGGCCAACUAAUGUCCGUGCCUUGUCCCUCUCACAAUUCGGGACCCGAAUGAGCGCCCUGUUCAAAACUGAACCAUCCCUUCAUGAAUUUUCACAUAAAAGGACAGCUGGUUAUUGAAGCCAGCUUCCUGCGCUGCGUUCGAAACAUCCGGACACAUUCCAGCAGACAUGUUCUCUGCUGUAUCCUUGCUUACUACCGUCCUCUUCGCGUUGUCCACCGCGUCCAGCCCGGUUGAGAUUCGCUCUCCGUUGAUCACGCUACCGUUCGCAAGGAGCCUCAACACACGGGACGGUACCCUCAACCUCCUGCAGCACGACCAGGCUCGCGCAACCGCUCUUCGUGGUCGCGGCAUUGCCACUGCCGCGGGAGAACUUGACCGUCGCCAGGGCAGCAUACUCGUCACUAACGAGGUGGCCCACUACAUUGCAGCGGUUGGCAUUGGUAGUCCCGCUACUACUUACAACCUGAUCGUUGACACUGGAUCUUCAAACACCUGGGUUGGAGCCGGAAUUCCUUACGAAGUGACGAGUACUAGCGUGGACACUGGCGAACCUGUGUCCGCCACCUACGGCAACUACUCUUUCUCCGGAAAGGAAUAUACUGACACUGUUACCCUCGGGUGUCUCACCAUCACCCAGCAGUCGAUAGGUGUUGCCUCGCAAUCAGCCGGUUUCUCGGGCGUAGAUGGCAUCCUUGGAAUAGGUCCGGAAGAUUUGACCGUGGGCACUUUGACUAAUGAGCCAUCCACCGGAAUUCCUACCGUUACCCAGAACCUGUACACGCAGGGAACGAUCCCCGCCGAAAUUGUUGGCAUUUCCUUCGAGCCUACUACCACCACAUCAUUCACGAACGGAGAAUUGACGUUCGGUGGUGUUGAUUCCAGCAAAUACACCGGUACCUUGAAUUACACCCCCCUCACCACCACUAGCCCUGCUUCGCGAUACUGGGGUAUAAACGAGAGUAUUGCCUAUGGUGGGACGACCAUCUUGUCGACGACCGCUGGUAUUGUUGACACUGGUACCACUUUGAUCCUCAUUGCUUCGGACGCCUUCGACCAGUACCGGUCUUUGACUGGUGCCGUGAGCGAUUCCGCCACUGGCAUGUUGCGAAUCACCACUUUGCAAUACAUUGCGCUCCAGAAUCUCAACUUCAACAUUAACGGUGUCACCUAUACUUUGACUCCUAAUGGUCAGAUCUGGCCUCGUGCCCUCAACACGUACAUCGGUGGCAGCUCCUCUUGCGUGUACCUCGUCGUCAAUGACAUUGGAGUUGGAUCGAACUCUGGCUCUGGUCUGUACUUCGUUAAUGGCCAGGCUUUCCUCGAGCGGUUCUACAGUGUCUUCGACACUACCAACGCUCGUGUUGGGUUCGCUACGACGCCAUAUACUGAUGCUAUUACAAACUAAACAUUUAAUGGCUUGCAGGGAGGUAAGGUCUGUGUUACAGGACGAUAUAAUUUUCUG